Messenger RNA from Sycon ciliatum, 2859 nucleotides. RefSeq lists its product as uncharacterized. Gene Ontology annotation, molecular function: ATP binding; protein binding; protein kinase activity. The coding region runs from base 36 to 2030 and encodes 664 amino acids. The record is from RefSeq and is a predicted model, not a curated record. The transcript has 2 exons. Lineage: Eukaryota; Metazoa; Porifera; Calcarea; Leucosolenida; Sycettidae. Gene Ontology annotation, cellular component: cytoplasm. Gene Ontology annotation, biological process: protein phosphorylation; signal transduction.
GACAGCAUGUAUCGUUCCGGCAUAAUAGAUCCGCAAUGGCGAUCCAUGGUGGAACGGCCCAUAACUUCAGCCAUGCCCUUGGAGAUAUGUGGAUCUUCGUCAUGGAGGACGAAGACCAGUGCAAAGGUCGAUGGCAUGAUCUCACAGGCUACGUCAAGAAAGGACAUCUACCUAUCCAGUAUGGUCACUCAGUAACACCAACUGAUCAUGGUGUGUUACUGUUUGGAGGCCGGAUGCCAUCCGAUUCCAAACUAGUACUUGUGGACAUCCGUUCAACAGUCGAAAUAGCCGUUUAUGAUAUACCAAUAAUCCCUGAGAUACCGAACCGCUAUUGCCACAGCCUGUCAUUUGUAAAUAAUGACCUAAUCCUGAUUGGAGGCAUUCAGAGUGGUACGAGCCUAGGACGUCGUUCAAAUGACUGGGCACUACUAAUUACCAUCAAAAACAAUGGUUCUCAAGCUACAUCGAAUAAGUUCUUCAAAAUGAGAAUCUGGGAUCACUUCGUGUUUGGCAAUUUGAUAAUUGGUGGAAUUGAAGAGAAUUCGUAUGGAUCCUCCAGUUUUCACCUGCUCAAUACCUCCAAUCUGUGCCCUGUCGGCCUUGAACGGGACGAGAAAUCCCAAUGCCAACCAUGCCCUAAUGGAAGGUAUUCUCCAUCUCUUCAACAGCACUGUAUCAAAUGCAACCAGUCCUUAACAACCGUCGGUGAAGCCGCAUCUCACUGUGUUCCUGAUGUACCAUGUAAAGAAAACACUUGUAAUGGCCAUGGAGAUUGCCUGGUCAACAAGGAAGACUUCAAACACAUCUGCGUGUGUCGUUUCGGAUAUUUACCCAGCGAUGACUGCAAUGCACCAGCAGUGUACCUGAUCUUAAUGGCUUCUCUCGUUUUCGCAACCACUCUUACCACUCUCGUCAUAGCUCUCAUUCAGUUCCUGAGAAAGAGAAGGGCUCUGAAUGCAAAGGAAAUUGAACUAGUCAAUACGAAUCGGGACCUCUACCGCUCCAACAGAAAGCUCAGUCAAAUCAACCAUGGCACGUGUAUCGCCUGGUCUGAUCUGAAGAUUCAGAGACAACUUGCCGGGGGAAGGUUUUGUAAAGUGUUACUUGCUGAGUUGGGAGAUAUGGUAGUUGUUGUUAAGCGACUUCCACCGUUUGUAUCAACUGCAUCGCCGUACGAUUCCUUCAUCCAGGAAGCGGAAGUUCUACGAACAUUAAGCCACCCAAAUAUAGUUCUAUUCCUGGGGGCAGGAAAGGACACGCAAUCCAGGUGUCCAUUUCUUGUGAUGGAAUACUUGAUGCGAGGUUCUCUCUGCGAUGUUCUUCAUGAUCCAUACAACAGUAUUGAACACCCAGAUCGACUGCGUUUUUCCCUGGAUGCUGCACGAGGUGUAAAGUAUCUCCACAACAGAGGUCCACCAAUGAUCCACCGUGACAUCAAGUCAGCCAACAUGCUAGUUAGUAACAAAUGGGUGGUGAAGAUCGCCGACAUGGAAACAGCACGAUUCCUUGCCAUCCUUCAUCCCGACGGUAUUGAGUCAAAUGAGAGGGACACAGGGUGCAAGCAGGCAAGAGAUCAUUCUACACACGCAGCAUCAGAUACAACCCACUCUGAUCAACUAAUAACCCCAUUAUUGGGUGCUACCAGUGUCACCUCUGAUGUGGAUCGCACUGAUGACGACAGAGCUACGCAGGGCAUGACAUCACGAAUCGGAAUGACGUGUGGAGUUGGUACAGAUCGCUGGCGAUCACCUGAAUCCAUCAAGAAGAAUCUGUACACGGAGAAACACGAUGUCUACAGCUUUGGCGUGGUGAUGUGGGAGCUCUCAACUCGAAAGAUACCGUAUGAACACCUCAGCAACUCUGAUGAUAUCCUGGAUGAAAUUGCACGUGGCACCAAGCCCAUCUUUCCACCAAACAUACCCUAUGGGUAUCGUCACAUCGCUGAGCAGUGCAUCAAGACAGAUCUACAGGAAAGACCUUCAAUGCAGCGCAUUGUCCAAGAGUUGCUAACACAAAUUGAUCGCAACUGACGCGUUUAAUCACUUUCAUCUUUAGCUCUUCAAUAGUGCUAACUUCAUCCAAUAUCGAGAUGUUGCAGCCGAAGGAAGGAUAUGACGUCAUACUGGUAUUGUAACACUCCUUGUGGCCGUGGCAACCAGUUACAAGGUCAAAGACAUUAAGUCACUGAACUAAGUUACUUCUGUAGAACAUGGUAGAAUGCACAUGAAACUGACUCGCUUCCAAUAAUGUGCAGCCUCACUCUGACGUCAGUCUUUGUCAUUGUACAUGUUACGAUGUAUAUCCUAAGUACAUGUAUGUAUUAGUAAUACAUUAAAGCUGCAUAUUGCAUUUUCAUACCUGUCUCAUGAAGCCGCUUAUGUCUACACGCAUUUACGAACAGUAGUCAAGCAUUGGUGAGAUUUCUAAGGUACAUUCCGUUUCUUAAAAUGUCUAUACUUGUUUAAUGAUUUUAACUUUUACUUGCUUGAAUGUUCGAUGUACCCAAAGCCAGCCAUGAAUCACCAGUAGUCAGUGGGCAUUAGUACUAUGUCGCCUACGUGUAAUUGUAUCGACUGAAUCUCUGCUUUCAGUAGUCUGAAUCUGAAGGUUUUUUUUAAAGUUAUUCGAAGCAUCCACAGGACUACCAACCAUAAUCCAUAAUCACGUACUACAACUUGCUUUGUUAACAGUCACCACAGGAAGACUUACCCUAUGUAUUGGUCACGCGCUACUGAUUGCUUUGUCAUUGUUUAUUGCCUCACGCCGAUCAUCCAACCCUGUAUUUUGAUGCUAACUUGCUUGCUCUUUGCAUACUUGCCUGUACACAUUUCUCAAGCCUCUCGCAAACAUUGGAAAUUG